GGUCUGUGACCUGGGGGGAGGCACACGGUAAAUCAGCUGGGACCAUGACCACAGGACUCAGCCUGUGUCUACACCUUGGACCUGCUUCUGCCCCUGCCUUCUGCUCUGCCUCCUGCCCCACCCGCCACAAUCCGGGCUAUCGCUAUCGCUAUCGCUAUCGUUCAGAUAACUUCUCUUCCAGGGGCCUGAGGAAGAGAUCUGAGGGGAGGGGAGGGGCCAGAGGCCAGGAGCAGGUAGCCAUUGCUGGCUCCCUGGCCUCCACCAACCUGAACCUCUUACCCAUGGUCUUUCUCCGUCUGCCCCUUUGUUCUCCCCAGCUCUCUUGAGCCAUGGCUUCUUCAAAGCUCCGAGAACCCGCUGAUGAGGUUUUUGACCUAGACUUGGCUGUGCCAGAGACCGUCAGACUGGACAGCAGUUUACACAAAGCCCGGGCCCAACUGCUGGCCAAAGGCCGUAGACAUCGGCCUUCCCGCUCCAGGCUUCGGGACAGUGCCAGCUCUGCGGAGGAUGGUGAAGGCUCCGAUGGGCCCGGAGGCAAGGUUGGGGCCGCCCACCCAAUCACACAUACCCCACCCACUCUUCUUGCCCCUGGAGAGCCCCUCCAAACCCUCUUCCAGGGAAGCCACACACCCAGGCGGGCACCAGGGCCAGAUGGCAUGAUUCUAAGUCGGGAGAAUUUCCACCACCUCACACUGGCAGCUGGAGGAGGCAGGCAGGCAACCACAGGCUAUUUCCGUCCCUCUUCCCCAAAAGAUGACAGUCGGGAUGCCAGCCCACCUGAGCCUGCCAGUCCCACCAUUGGCCUGGAUAAGAAGACUCGCCGGAAGUUCCUGGACCUGGGGGUCACCUUACGCCGAGCAUCUACUAGCAAGAGCCGGAAGGAUAAGGGCAGCAACCGCCUGUCCAUGGGCAGCAGGGAGUCGGUGGAGGGGUCCAGCAGGUCAGCGGGCUCCCCGUUCCUGCCCUUUUCCUGGUUCACAGACAGUGGCAAGGGCUCGGCGUCCUCCGGCAGCACCACCUCCCCUGCCUGCUCCCCUAAACAUGAGAGCUUCAGCCCUAAGAAGUCAGCUUCUCAGGUAAGUCCAUGGCCUUCUUGCCCCCAUACUGGCCCUGGGGCUCAGAUGACAUGAGAGCAUACUCCACUCUGGCUCGGGCGGGGAUCAGGCAUUCCUAGAGCCCAUUAGUCCUCCAUAAAGCCACCCGGUGGCCACUCAUCCAUCCAUCUGUUUGUGCAUUCACUUGUUCACUUAUUCAUAUUCUGA
Molecule: messenger RNA, 1262 nt
Organism: Myotis brandtii (Brandt's bat)
Lineage: Eukaryota; Metazoa; Chordata; Mammalia; Chiroptera; Vespertilionidae
Gene: SAMD14
Product: sterile alpha motif domain containing 14
Exons: 5
Coding region: 330-1130 (266 amino acids)
Biological process (GO): neuron projection development; actin filament organization; calcium-mediated signaling
Cellular component (GO): dendrite; cytoplasm; postsynaptic density
Molecular function (GO): actin filament binding
Source: RefSeq, a predicted model, not a curated record